This is a messenger RNA of Mizuhopecten yessoensis (Yesso scallop), 2232 nucleotides long. RefSeq lists its product as uncharacterized. The transcript has 4 exons. The coding region runs from base 1 to 2232 and encodes 743 amino acids. The record is from RefSeq and is a predicted model, not a curated record. Lineage: Eukaryota; Metazoa; Mollusca; Bivalvia; Pectinida; Pectinidae.
AUGGUACUGCGAAUAACCCACAAGAACAAUGGUCCCACCAAUAACCUUGCAACUACAGACAAUGGUACCACCAAUAACCUUGUAACUACAGACAAUGGUACCACCAAUUACCUUGUUUCUACAAAUAAUGGCACCACCAAUUACCAUGUAACUACUGACAAUGCUACCACCAAUAACCUUGCAACUACAGACAAUGGUACCACCAAUGACCUUGUUUCUACAGACAAUGGUACCACCAAUUACCAUGUAACUACAGACAAUGGUACCACCAAUAACCUUGUAACUACAGACAAUGGUAAUACCAAUAACCUUGUGUCUACAAACAAUGGUACCACCAAUUACCUUGUAACAACAGACAAUGGCACUACCAAUAACCGUGUAAAUACAGACAAUGGGACCACCAAUAACCUUGUAACUACAGACAAUGGGAAUACCAAUAACCUUGUAACUACAAACAAUGGAACCACCAAUAACCUUGUAACUACAGACAAUGGUUCCACCAAUACCCUUGUAACUACAGACAAUGGUACCUCCAAUUACCUUGUAACUACAGACAAUGGCACCACCAAUAACCUUGUAACUACAGACAAUGGUAAUACCAAUAACCUUGUGUCUACAAACAAUGGUACCACCAAUUACCUUGUAACAACAGACAAUGGCACUACCAAUAACCGUGUAAAUACAGACAAUGGGACCACCAAUAACCUUGUAACUACAGACAAUGGUAAUACCAAUAACCUUGUGUCUACAAACAAUGGUACCACCAAUUACCUUGUAACAAUAGACAAUGGCACUACGAAUAACCUUGUAACUACCGACAAUGGUACCACCAAAAACCUUGUAACUACAGACAAUGGUAAUACCAAUAACCUUGUGUCUACAAACAAUGGUACCACCAAUUACCUUGUAACAACAGACAAUGGCACUACCAAUAACCGUGUAAAUACAGACAAUGGGACCACCAAUAACCUUGUAACUACAGACAAUGGUAAUACCAAUAACCUUGUGUCUACAAACAAUGGCACCACCAAUAACCUUGUAACUACCGACAAUGGUACCACCAAAAACCUUGUAACUACAGACAAUGGUAAUACCAUUAACCUUGUAACCACAGACAAUGGUACCACCAAUAACCUUGUAACAACAGACAAUGGCACUACCAAUAACCGUGUAAAUACAGACAAUGGUACCACCAAUUACCUUGUAACUACAAACAAUGGUUCCACCAAUAACCUUGUAACUACAGACAAUGGUACCACCGAUUACCUUGUUUCUACAAACAAUGGCACCACCAAUUCCCAUGUAACUACAGACAAUGACAAUGGUCCCACCAAUAACCUUGCAACUACAGACAAUGGUACCACCAAUUACCUUGUAACUACAAACAAUGGUUCCACCAAUAACCUUGUAACUACAGACAAUGGAACCACCAAUAACCUUGUAACUACAGACAAUGGCACCACCAAUAACCUUGUAACUACAGACAAUGGAACCACCAAUAACCUUGUAACUACAGACAAUGGUACCACCAAUAACCUUGUAACAACAGACAAUGGCACUACCAAUAACCGUGUAAAUACAGACAAUGGGACCACCAAUAACCUUGUAACUACAGACAAUGGUACCACCAAUAACCUUGUAACUACAGACAAUGCUACUACCAAUAAGCUUGUAACUACAGACAAUGUAAAGCCCGGAGAGAAAUCUUUCACAGAGUUAAAAGAUUUCAUUCAAAAACAUCAUCACUCAAAACCAUCUGAAAUCGUUCAACAGUUCACAUUCAACAGUCGAUUUAGAGCCCAAAGCGAGACGGUAGCUGUGUAUGUGUCUGAGCUUAGGCGGCUGGCGGAAGAUUGUAAUUUUGGGGAUACAUUGAAAGUGAUGUUACGGGAUAGGCUUGUCUGUGGGAUAAAGGAAGACAGAAUACAACAUAGACUACUGUCGGAAUCUGAAUUGACAUUCGAGAAAGCUAUGAAAAUGGCGGUGGCGUUAGAAAUGGCGGCAAAAAAUGUAGCAGAUUUACAGUCUAAGCAAGGUCAAGGUCGGUCACAAGAAGUAAACAAAAUCCAGGGACGUAAGGGACCUAUAGGGGAAAAAAAGGUUCAGUAUACACUGGAAGACCAGUUAAUCAAGAUAAAGAGGAAUGUUUUCGAUGUGGAAAACAUCAUCCGCAUGCUGUCUGUAGAUAUAAAGACACUGAAUGCUAUGGAUGUGGAAAAGUGGGACAUUUGA